UGGAGGCCCAGUGUUUGUCAGGUUAGCAGUACGUGCAGUCAUCGUUUUCUCUGGGAAGUGAACUGGUGUUACUUUGGCGCCUGUAAUUAACAAGCAUGUCGAAAACGUCAGAAGAGCGCUCACUUUUGGUUCUGGAGAACUACAUCGGAGGAAAGUUCGUCUCUUGUCGGAGUUACAUCGACUCCUACGACCCGUCAACUGGCGAGGUCUACUGCAAAGUGCCGGACAGUGGCAAGGAGGAGGUGGAUGCAGCAGUGGCAGCAGCUAAAGAAGCGUUCCCCGAAUGGUCUGCAUGCAGCCCAGAGCAGCGAGCGAAGAUCCUCCACAAACUGGCUGACCUGAUUGAGGCCAACCUUGAGGAGUUUGCACAAGCUGAGUCCAAAGAUCAAGGUAAAACGAUAACAGCUGCACGGACUGUGGAUAUUCCCCGGGCAGCGUACAACUUCCGCUUCUUUUCGACAUCCAUGCUUCACCACACCACCGACUGCAGCCCAAUGGACCACAUGGGCUGCCUGAACUACACUAUCCGCUGCCCCGUGGGAGUGGCUGGUUUGAUCAGUCCCUGGAAUCUGCCCCUGUACCUUCUGACCUGGAAGAUUGCACCUGCAAUCGCUGCAGGCAACACAGUGGUGGCCAAACCCAGCGAGAUGACCUCUGUGACCGCCUGGAUGCUGUGCAAGUUGAUGCAGCAAGCAGGUGUUCCUCCCGGUGUCGUCAACAUCGUAUUUGGCAGUGGUCCAAGAGCCGGUGACGCGCUUGUUAGUCACCCUGAGGUCCCUUUAGUCUCCUUCACUGGGUCCACAGCCACUGCCCAGCGCAUUACCGAGCGGAGCGCCCCCUACUGUAAGAAGCUCUCACUGGAGCUGGGAGGCAAAAACCCAGCUAUUAUUUUUGCUGACGCAGACUUAGACCAGUGCAUCGAGACCACCGUCCGAUCCAGCUUUCUCAAUCAGGGUGAAGUCUGCCUGUGUACCAGCAGGAUUUAUGUAGAGAGGAGUAUUUACUCGGAGUUCCUGGAAAGGUUUGUGGCUGCGGCUAAGAAGUGGAAGACUGGUGUCCCCUCUGACCCCAGCAGCAAAAAUGGAGCGCUCAUCAGUAAAGAACACCUGGAGAAGGUUCGUAGCUAUAUAGCCCUUGCCAAAUCAGAAGGUGGCAUAAUUCACUGCGGUGAGGGGCUCGACCAGCUGGACCUCCCGCAGCGCAACAAGUCUGGAUACUUCAUGCCGACGACGGUCAUCACAGGCAUAUCUGACAGCUCCCGUGUCAUGCAGGAGGAGAUCUUUGGUCCCGUCACCUGUAUCAGCCCCUUUGAUACUGAGGAUGAAGCUGUUGCCAGGGGCAAUGGUGUACGUUACGGUCUGUCAGCCACAGUGUGGUCCAAGGAUGUGGGGAAGGUUCACAGGGUGGCCCAGCGGUUGCAAGCAGGUCUGGUGUGGACCAACUGCUGGCUGGUGAGAGAUCUGAACCUCCCAUUUGGAGGAAUGAAGAACUCUGGUGUGGGAAGGGAGGGAGGAAAAGAUUCCUAUCACUUCUUCACAGAGGUGAAGAGUAUCACUAUCAAGCACUGAGAGAGGAAAGUUUGUUUAUUUGUAGAAUACAAAAGUCAAAAAUGUCUGGAGCGACAAAUAUAAGAAAACAAUCAAAUCCAAUAUAAAUUUGCCACCAUUUGCCAAUAAAGUUGCUGAAAUUGCA
Molecule: messenger RNA, 1692 nt
Organism: Maylandia zebra (zebra mbuna)
Lineage: Eukaryota; Metazoa; Chordata; Actinopteri; Cichliformes; Cichlidae
Gene: aldh8a1
Product: aldehyde dehydrogenase 8 family, member A1
Biological process (GO): retinoic acid metabolic process
Molecular function (GO): retinal dehydrogenase (NAD+) activity
Source: RefSeq, a predicted model, not a curated record